Messenger RNA from Camellia sinensis, 2355 nucleotides. Its product is annotated as LEAF RUST 10 DISEASE-RESISTANCE LOCUS RECEPTOR-LIKE PROTEIN KINASE-like 2.1. Gene Ontology annotation, biological process: protein phosphorylation. NCBI's taxonomy places the organism in Eukaryota, Viridiplantae, Streptophyta, Magnoliopsida, Ericales, Theaceae. Gene Ontology annotation, molecular function: ATP binding; polysaccharide binding; protein kinase activity. The record is from RefSeq and is a predicted model, not a curated record.
GUCAGUGAUACAAAAUAUGCUCUCUCAUUUUCUCCUAUAUAUGUACAGCUGUAGGUGCUGACCUUGUUAAAAUGAUAAUACAUAAAUCUAUGUCUUCUUUGAGAAUGUUGUGGCCACAUUUCCUUUGAACAUUGAUUAGCCUUUUUGUUCAAGCAAAUGAGUCCUCAGCUCUUCCAGUCAUCUCUUGCACAAUUCAUCACCCUUCUCCUCAUCUUCAUCAUCUGUACAAAGUCUAGCCAUGCUGAGGAAGAAAGAUACAAGAAUUGCAGAAGUCAUCCCUACAAUUGUGGAAGCAUACAGGGUGUCAAAUAUCCCUUCUGGGGGGAUGAGAGAGAGAGAUUUUGUGGUCGUGAUGAAUUUCAGCUGAAAUGCAUAAAUAACCAGUACCCAAUUAUUCAGAUUGACACGCUGACAUUCCGCGUGCUUAAGAUCAAUACAACUAGUAGCACAAUGACAAUUGCACGAAAUGAUCUCUGGAAUGGUGUUUGUCCCAAGGAAUUCAGUAGCACCGCUUUGAAGGCGAGCAACCUUUUUACAUAUGACGACAUGGUUCGCUACCUCUACAUGUUUUAUGGUUGUACUUCUAAUGUGACAGAACAGGUUCGCUACAAUUUUACCUGUCCAAUAAAUGGUAGCAGAAGUAGUGGUGCUUUCUUUGCAAGCUUUGUUGGCCAAAAUGUCACUGGAUGUGACGUCAAUAUUGUAGUUCCUGUUCUUUGGACCGCUUAUGAGGAGCUGUGGAAUGGAAAAUUGACACUGCAGCAAGCAUUUAAUCAAGGGUUUAAUGUUGUGUAUAACCCAGAUGAUGUGGUCUGUUCAGCUUGUGAGGCAUCCGGUGGGAUAUGUGGAUCUGGAUUUGAUUUUUCGCAGUCUGGAGACGGCUAUGUGACAUCUGAGAAAUUCCUCUGCUUUUGCCAGGACCAACCUCAUCCUUUAGCUUGUGAUGGGGCCAAUAGGAAGAUGAGGCAGAAGUUGACAAUAGGAGCUUCUGCUGCUGGGAUGGGAAUGUUACUAAUGUGUAUCAUUAUCUGCUGCUAUAGAAGGAAGCUUUGGUCAAAAAAAUUAAUUGUAUUAUGGAAGAAGAAAACAGAAAAUGACCAAAAUCUUGAGUCCUUCAUCAGACAUUAUAAAUCCUUGGCUCCAAAAAGGUAUAGCUAUUCAGAUGUCAAGAAAAUAACAAAUUCCUUUAGAGACAAACUUGGUCAAGGAGGUUAUGGCAGCGUCUACAAAGGAAAGCUACUGGAUGGACGUCUUGUGGCAGUGAAGAACUUGAAUGCAUCCAAGGGAAAUGGAGAAGAGUUCAUCAAUGAGGUUGCAAGCAUCAGUAGGACUUCUCAUGUCAAUGUCGUUGCCUUUCUGGGAUUUUGUCUCGAGGGUGGCAAAAGAGCACUAAUUUACGAGUUGAUGCCUAACGGAUCUCUAGAAAAAUUUAUAUAUGGGGAAAAUCCAUUGCAGAAUGGUGGGCACCUGGGAUUAGAAAAACUGUACCAAAUUGCGGUUGGAAUAGCUCGAGGACUUGAGUACUUGCACCGCGGAUGCAAAACACGGAUAUUGCAUUUUGACAUAAAACCUCACAACAUUCUUCUAGAUGAGGAAUUUUGCCCUAAGAUCUCUGAUUUCGGGCUUGCUAAACUAUGCACUACAAAAGAAAGUAUAGUAUCAAUGGUGGGAGCUAGAGGAACCAUUGGCUACAUUGCUCCAGAAGUAUUCAGUAGAAACUUUGGAGGAGUGUCACAUAAGUCCGAUGUGUACAGUUAUGGAAUGAUGGUUCUUGAAAUGGUUGGAGGUCGUAGGAACGUCAAUGUUGCAGUGGAUCAUACUAGUGAGAUAUAUUUUCCGCACUGGAUUUAUAAGCGUCUCGAGCAAGAUGAGGAUCUAGGACUGCAUGGUGACAUGACUACUGAGGAAGGGGAAAUUACAAGGAAGAUGAUAUUAGUUGGUUUGUGGUGCAUACAAACAGAUCCAUCACAGAGGCCAUCAAUGAGUAAGGUUGUGGAGAUGUUGGAAGGUGACAUGGAAGGUUUGGAGAUCCCUCCGAAACCCUACUUAUCUUCUCCUUCAAGACCACCAAUGGAUUCUUCAAUAACAUCGUCAACACUUCAACUUCCUUUUUAAAUUAUGUAUCAGCCAUCAAGCCUUAAGAGAGUAUGUAUUCAACAAAUUUGCAACUCUUCUUUCCCUUUUUUCUUUUUCAGUGUGCUUAGAAUGAUUAUUCUGCAUCUUCAUGCAAGUGUUCAUGAGCUCAUACAAUCAUCUUGAAUAUGUUUAUGUCAUCCCAUAAAGAUUACUAGAUAACGUCACGGGUAGUACUAAAUAAUUUAACAUGUUUGCAAUUUAUAAAAUCAUUUUGAAUUU